Molecule: messenger RNA, 2328 nt
Organism: Daldinia childiae
Lineage: Eukaryota; Fungi; Ascomycota; Sordariomycetes; Xylariales; Hypoxylaceae
Product: Cytosolic phospholipase A2 zeta
Exons: 2
Coding region: 1-2328 (775 amino acids)
Biological process (GO): glycerophospholipid catabolic process
Cellular component (GO): cytosol
Molecular function (GO): A2-type glycerophospholipase activity
Source: RefSeq, a predicted model, not a curated record
AUGGUAUGUUCCCCAAAACAACAAAAGAAGGAGACCGGUGCUGGUAAAGGUCCCCUUAUAGUCGUGCCCGUGGCUUUACUCCUGCUAGGUGGCUUGCUUAUUUACUCGCUCUAUCCAGACGAACAAUUCCGCCAAGCCCGCCGUAUUGAACAGGGCAAGAAGAUUCCUCAGGAUGUCAAGGAUGGUUCACAACAUCAAACUGAGGAGACCGCUUGGUCGGCCUUUACCCGCCGGUUUGAGGAUUUUUCAAACGUCACUGAUAUUGAAUGGUCCUCAUUAUCUGAUCGCAUCGUCGAGCUAAUACUUCCUGAUUGGUCUAAAGCUAUUCCCGCCCAGAUCCGCAAACUCCAACGCGAGCUUUCCAUGGCAGACGGGUCGCUAGCUAAAGAGAUAUGGCAGGAGGCUCAUGACCCUUUCAUUCACCCAGAAAUUCAGUAUUCUGCUAAGGUGCGCGUUUCAGACGAACUUUGUGACGAUGAAAAAGAGUACUUAGCUCGUCGCAAGAAAAUCGCGACAGCGGCGUUGGCCAAAUAUCUUGGCCUAGACGAGAAGGAUAUUAACCCUGAAGAUGUUCCUACAAUAGCCAUGUGCGGUUCUGGUGGUGGCUUGCGAGCCUUAGUUGCAGGCACCGGCUCACUCCUCGCUACUCAAGAAGAUGGGUUAUUCGACUGCGCAACCUACACCUCCGGUGUUAGUGGUUCAUGCUGGAUGCAAGCUCUAUACCUUUCGUCUCUGACCGACUGCCGGUUUGAUCGCAUCGUUGACCACUUAAAAGCAAGACUGGGGGUUCAUAUCGCAUAUCCUCCAGCUGCGUUUUCAUCCGUGACAUCUUCUCCGACCAAUAAGCUACUUCUAAGCAGUGUAGUGGAGAAACUGAAAGGGGACCCGAAAGCAGCUUUCGGGUUAGUUGAUGUAUAUGGUAUCUUAUUAGCAGCAAGGCUCCUAGUGCCAAAAGGCGAGCUUGGUAUUAACGAACGAGACUUCAAACUCUCUAGUCAGAGAGAAUACAUCAAGUAUGGACAAAAUCCCCUGCCAAUCUAUACUGCAGUGCGCCAUGAAAUCCCAGACAUAGCCGCGAAUAUGUCGAAAGGCAGUCCGGAACAAGCAAAAGAGAUCGCAAAACAGGAGGCAUGGUUCCAAUGGUUCGAACUGACCCCUUAUGAAUUUUUCUGUGAAGAAUUUAAUGCCGGAAUUCCAACUUGGGCUCUUGGUCGACGGUUUAAUGACGGAGAAGACGUACCUCCAGAGAAGAAUGGCUUCCAUUUACCGGAGGUCCGUAUGCCUAUUAUGAUGGGUAUUUUCGGCAGUGCUUUCUGCGCAACUCUUAGCCACUAUUAUCGGGAAAUUCGACCACUUGUUAAGAAGUUGACCGGGUUUGCUACAGUUGAUGAGAUGAUUUAUGGUUAUAAUGAAGAUCUAGAGAAAGUUCAUCCGAUCGAUCCAGCACAAAUACCUAAUUUUACGUAUAAUAUGGAAGGCAAGCUACGAUUCACGACACCAACCACUAUAUACAAUAAUGAGUAUAUACAGUUGAUGGACGCUGGCAUGUCUAAUAAUCUACCUAUCUACCCUCUACUCCGACCUGGUCGAGAUGUCGACAUCAUCGUAGCAUUCGACGCCUCUGCAGAUAUCAAGACGGAUAACUGGUUGUCAGUGGCAGAUGGGUACGCACGCCAACGUGGUGUGAAGGGCUGGCCCGUUGGCGUUGGAUGGCCAAGGGAAACAGACCCAAGGAAUAAAAUCGAACAACAGCUGGACGCAGCCCAAGCAGACUCACCAGCGGACGCAGAGACCAAAGUACAGAAGGCACAACAAGCCCAGAGCCAAAACCUAGCUAAACACCAACCCGAAGAGCCAAGUGCCAAGACAAAACACGACGUAUCACAUCCCGAGGAUUCGGAAUUAGGCUAUUGCACGGUUUGGGUGGGUACAACCGAGGAGCGAUCGUCGGAGCCGCCGCCGCCCACAAAGGCAGUUACGGACGACGCGUUGCCAUGGCAGCUGAUGGAACCUCGCGCAGGUAUCACCGUAGUAUAUUUACCAUUCCUAGCAAAUCCGAAGGUGGACGGCGUCAACCCGGCCGUAAGCGAUUAUAUGAGCACUUGGAACUUCGUUUAUACCCCAGAGCAGGUCGAUAAGGUAGUGGCGCUCGCACGCGCCAACUUCGAUGAGGGUAAGGACCGCAUCCGCCGUUGCGUACGUGCCGUCUACGAGCGUAAAAAGAAGCUACGCGAGGAAGGUGAGGCCGCUGCUAAGAAGGAGGCAUAUAGGCGCUUGGUACGCUUGGGCAUCGCAGAUAGGUUGGGGGAGGGCGAUCAUUUUAGCUAA